UUUCAUUGCAAAUCAUAGGCACAAAAUAAGGGGUACCCACACAAAUAUUACUAAAACCUUUCUUCAAUCAUGAAUUUCUGGUACCCCAACCUUGUUCUUCUUCCUCUUCGUAUUGGGACAAGCCCAGAAAGAAAGGAAUAAAGGUUGAAUUUGCAGAUCAAAAUCAAUUCAGUGCACGAAGAAAGGAAGUGGGUUUCUUUGGUUCUCCGAAGAAAAUGGCGGGAGGGGUUUCUUCUUCUUCUUAUUAUUCUUCUUCCAUCAUGGAGACUCUCUUCCAACGAACUCUGGAGGACCUGAUCAAAGGCCUCCGCCUCCAACUCAUCGGCGAGUCGGCCUUCGUCUCCAAGGCCAUCGAAGAGAUCCGCCGCGAGGUCAAGUCCACCGAUCCCCACACCAAGUCCACCGCCCUCCAAAAGCUCUCUUACCUCGCCUCCCUUCACUUCCACGACAUGUCCUGGGCCGCCUUCCAUGUCGUCGAGGUCAUGUCUUCCUCCCGCUUCUCCCACAAGAGGAUCGGAUACCACGCCGCCUCUCUAUCCUUCCACGACGACACCCCCGUCCUCCUCCUCAUCACCAACCAGCUCCGCAAGGAUCUCGCCAGCACCAACGAGUUCGAGGUAAGCCUCGCCCUCGAAUGUCUCUCGAGAAUUUCCACUCCUGAUCUUGCUAGAGAUUUAACGCCGGAAAUAUUCACUCUUUUGUCGACUACUAAAAUUUUCGUUAGGAAGAAAGCCAUUAGCGUCGUUUUGAGGGUGUUCGCCAAAUACCCAGAUGCCGUGAGAGUUUGUUUUAAGCGUUUGGUUGAGAAUUUAGAUAAUUCGGACCCCCAGAUUUUGGCUGCGGUUGUGGGGGUCUUUUGCGAGUUAGCUUCCCAAGACCCCGGAUCGUAUCUUCCAUUGGCACCCGAGUUUUAUAGGAUUUUAGUCGAUUCCAAGAAUAAUUGGGUCUUGAUUAAGGUGUUGAAGAUUUUCGCCAAGUUGGCUCCAUUAGAGCCAAGAUUGGCGAAGAGGGUUGUUGAGCCCAUAUGCGACCAUAUGAGGAGGACCGGGGCAAAGUCAUUGAUGUUUGAGUGCAUUAGGACUGUAGUUAGUAGUUUCAGCGAAUAUGAAUCCGCAGUGAAGCUUGCUGUAGUGAAAAUUCGGGAAUUGCUGGUUGAUGAUGACCCAAAUCUUAAAUAUCUUGGAUUGCAGGCACUUUCAGUUAUUGCCCCAAAGCAUUUGUGGGCAGUGUUGGAGAACAAGGAGGUUGUGAUUAAGUGGCUGAGUGAUGAGGAUCCUAAUAUCAAGCUUGAGUGCUUGCGUCUUGUGAUGGCAAUGGUUUCUGAGAGUAAUGUUGUGGAAAUUUCCAGGGUUUUGGUGACUUAUUCUCUUAAAUCUGACCCAGGAUUUUGCAAUGAGAUUCUUGGAUCCAUUUUAUGUACGUGUUCUAGAAAUGCGUAUGAGAUUAUUGUUGACUUUGAUUGGUAUGUUUCACUUCUUGGAGAAAUGUCGAGGAUUCCACAUUGUCAAAAGGGGGAUGAAAUUGAGAAUCAGCUAAUUGAUAUGGGUAUGAGGGUCAAGGAUGUUAGACCUGAGCUUCUUCAGGUUGCUCGUGGUCUGCUGAUUGACCCUGCAUUACUUGGUAACCCUUUCUUGCAUAGGAUAUUAGCUGCGGCUGCUUGGGUGUCAGGGGAGUAUAUUGAGUUCUCGAGGAAUCCAUUUGAACUUAUGGAGGCUCUGUUGCAACCUCGUACAAGUCUCUUGCCACUAUCAGUAAGAGCAGUUUAUAUCCAUUCUGCCUUUAAAGUCCUAAUCUUUUGUCUGCACUCUUACAUCUUGCAAAGUGAGAGUAUGACAUCUUCAUUUCCUGAUAAUUUGGUGUUGGGGGUUUCAGAAUUAGUGUUGAAAAGGAACAUGCUAGAGGGUUCUGAUUUGACAACAUGUGAAGCUCCUUCUGCUCAUUGUAGUGAAGGCUUCAACCCAAGCAACCAGUCAUAUGAAGAUCUUUCAAUAGAAAAUGGUGGGGAUAGAACUAUUAAUCACGGCCAAACAUCCACACCUGCUUUUUCAGAGAACAUUUUCACAUAUGAUUCUAUUAUUAACCUGAUAAAUCAAGUUGAAUUGGCUUUGGGCCCGUUUACAGGAAGCCAUGAUGCAGAAGUAUUUGAGAGAACGCGGCAUAUAUUAUGUUUCAUUGAGUUGAUUAAAGGAGAAAUAACUGAAUGCUUAGUACAGAAGGGGAAAACAUUGGAAAGUGAAGAAAUGAAAGCUUCCAAAAUCAUCAAACUGAUAUCUGAUGCCUUCUCCGAGGAGCUUGGUCCAGUCUCAGUUAGUGCUCAGCAAAGGGUUCCUAUACCAGAAGGGUUACUACUUAAGGAGAAUCUUGAUGAUUUGGAGACAAUCUGUGCUGAUUUUCAAGUACCUGCAUCAAAUUUAUUCUCUCUUGGAAGUCCUUAUUAUGGAGAGGAGGUUGGUGUUUCUCCCUUUGGCCUACAGAACAAAGAAGAGUCAGAACCAUCUAAUGAGGCCACAUCUCUGCUCACAGAACACCGUAAGCUACACGGAUUAUACUAUCUAGCUCCAGAGAAAAAUGAAAUUGUAGGAAAUGAUUAUCCACCUGCUAAUGAGCCCAAGCUUCAGGUUAAUCCUAAGAAUGAUACAGAGGAUCUGGUUAAGCUUACAGUGCAAUCACUUGCUACCAACAAAAAGCCAAACCAUGCAAAGACUAGGCCUGUAGUGGUGAAAUUGGAUGAAGGAGAUUUAGUAACUAUUACAGCCAAAAGGCCAGAAACAAAGGAUGAUUUGGUCUCUGGUGCUGUGCGGGAAGUGCUUGUAGGAAGUGACACCCGAACUGCUACAUCACAAAGGAAUCCAUCUGAUAAGUCAUCCAGUAAGAGAAGCAAGAGAAAAGGGAAGGAAAAGCUAAAUGUUGAUUGUUCCGAAUUGAAAGAAAAUCUGGGUGAUUCAGAAAAGCUUAAACAUGAAAAUCCAAGUUCAAGAAAAAACAAACACUCUAUUAAUGGUAAAGAGAGAAGGCAUAAGAGUACAGGAAAGAUUGGUGAAGAAGGAGAAGAAAAUGGUCAGAAAGGGAAGCAAAAAAGUAGUCAUCGGCACGCUAGGCACAAAGCUUCGCAUAGAGCUGAUGCACCCUUGAAUGUGGUUUCACAAACACCCGUAAUCCCAGAUUUUCUUUUGUAGCAUUAAAGAUCAUGACUCAUUAUCUGCCAUCAGAUGCUACGGAGAACUUUAUUGUUCCCUGUAUUCGAUCGCUUUGUAUGAUAAGGUGAGUUCUUUAUAGAUUUUACAAACUUUAUUAUCUGGUGAGGGCUCGCAAUUCUCUUAAAUAUGUGGAAUUGGUUUUCCCGUCUUACACAAAAUGAAUCUCAUCAAAUUCAAAUUUCAAAUGUAAGGUUGCUUCGCUCCUGUAUAACAGUAGUGUGGAAGCAUUCUUUAUGAGCUUUUAA
Messenger RNA from Carya illinoinensis, 3442 nucleotides. RefSeq names its product AP-3 complex subunit delta-like. The transcript has a single exon. NCBI's taxonomy places the organism in Eukaryota, Viridiplantae, Streptophyta, Magnoliopsida, Fagales, Juglandaceae. Gene Ontology annotation, biological process: Golgi to vacuole transport; protein targeting to vacuole. The record is from RefSeq and is a predicted model, not a curated record. Bases 216 to 3176 code for a protein of 986 amino acids. Gene Ontology annotation, cellular component: AP-3 adaptor complex; membrane coat; endosome membrane.